Messenger RNA from Jatropha curcas, 1129 nucleotides. It is a transcript of the gene PYL4, whose product is annotated as PYR1-like 4. Gene Ontology annotation, cellular component: cytoplasm; nucleus. NCBI's taxonomy places the organism in Eukaryota, Viridiplantae, Streptophyta, Magnoliopsida, Malpighiales, Euphorbiaceae. Gene Ontology annotation, biological process: abscisic acid-activated signaling pathway. Gene Ontology annotation, molecular function: protein phosphatase inhibitor activity; signaling receptor activity; abscisic acid binding. The record is from RefSeq and is a predicted model, not a curated record.
UGAGAAAAAUCCAAAUCGCCCACCCACCACCCUCUCUCUCUCUCUCUCUCUCUCUCUCUCUCUCUCAGAGUCACGGCAUAAACAUACAUAAACCACUGCAAACAACAACAUCCACACCUUAAUUCAAAUCUCUCUCUCUCUCUCUCCAACUCCAGUUGGAAAGUGACUAACCUCAACUCUAUCUUCCGCUCUUUCUUGUCUCUUAAAUAUAUAUACACAUACAUCACAAAGCACAAGUAUUUUUAAACCUCCAGUCCUAAAAUCCGUCUCUCUUCAAGAAAUGCCUUCUAAUCCUCCGAAAUCCUCUGUUUUACUUCAUCGGAUCAACAACAACGCCACUAACUCAACCAUCGCCCAGAAACGCUGGUCUCCUCUUUCUUGCGCUACACCAGUGCCAGAAACCGUCGCAUGUUAUCACAACCAUGAGUUAGGUCCCAACCAGUGCUGCUCCGCCGUCGUACAACAGAUCGCAGCCCCUGUCUCUACUGUUUGGUCUGUCGUCCGGCGAUUCGAUAAUCCUCAAGCUUACAAACACUUCCUGAAGAGCUGCAACGUCAUCGUUGGCGAUGGCGCAGUCGGUACUCUCCGAGAAGUCCACGUCAUCUCUGGACUCCCCGCUGAAAAUAGCACGGAACGGUUAGAGAUCCUCGACGAUGAGAGACACGUCAUCAGCUUUAGCGUUGUUGGUGGGGACCACCGGCUGACGAAUUACAGGUCCGUUACAACUCUCCACCCUUCUCCUACGGGUAACGGCACUGUAGUGGUGGAGUCUUACGUGGUGGAUAUUCCGCCGGGCAACACCAAGGAGGACACGUGUGUGUUUGUGGAUACCAUCGUUCGUUGCAACCUGCAGUCGCUUGCUCAAAUGGCCGAGAACUUGACCAGACGCAAUAAAUCAUCCUCGUGAGUGAUAAAUAUAAAUAUUAUUAUAUUAUUAUAUAGAUAUUAGUGUUAAAAUAUCAAAUGGUUUGGUGAUACUGAUACACCGUCGUUUUUGUGAGUAUCCGAUGUAGGUUUGCCAAUGAAACUUGAACAGCUUGUUUUUCCUUGUAAUAUUACUACUUCUGCUAUUUCUUUGUUUCUUUUUUCUCAUCAAUUUGUUAAAUAGAAAAUGAAUAAUGACACAUCC